AAAAUGUUGAGCUAUUCGAAUUUAUCGCUGCAUAUGUGUUUUUCAGUUAUUAUUUUUAUUUACGUUGUCUUUGCUUUUUGCUAUCUGUCGUCAGUGGCUAAUGUACUAUAAUUCAGCCCAAAUUUAAGCCCAAGGCUAUAUUUUCAUCCACAGAAUGGAUGAAGUCGCUUCCUUGUCUCUGGACCUUACAGAAAGCUAUAAAAUAGUUGAAGCAGCUGAAAAGGAAAAACUUGUGGAAGAAUUUCUGGACCAGCGCUUAGGGACUGAAGUUGAAAUUGAUGUAGAAUUUCCAUCAGAUUUAGAGUGGUUCAAUAUCAAAGAAGCUAUUACUCUCAGAGAUGAUGUAGAUGACAAGUUAGUGAUUUUGGAUUUCUUCACUUACUGUUGCAUUAAUUGUCUCCAUAUUCUUCCUUCACUUCAUCAGCUUGAGGAAGAACAUUCAGUUGAAGAUGGACUUGUUAUUGUGGGCGUCCACUCUGCAAAGUUCGAGAACGAGCGUGUGUCGGCUAACAUCGCCGCCGCCCUGUCGCGAUACGACAUCCGCCACCCGGUGGUCAAUGACGCCCAGCUGCAGCUCUGGAACCAGCUCGGCAUUGCCUGCUGGCCCACACUGCUCGUGCUCGGACCGGGCCGGCAGCCGCUGCUGCAGCUGGUCGGGGAGGGACACACGGAGCUGCUGCGCGCGUUCACUGCAGCGGCGCUCCGCCGUCUGUCCGCCGCUGGCCGGCUGGGGCGCGGCAGUCUGCCGCUGGCUCCGGCCGCCCGCCUCUCGGCCGCCGGACCGCUGCGGUUCCCCGGCAAACUGUGCCGACUGGAUGAGCGGCGGCUGGUGAUUAGUGACACCGGACACCACCGGCUGCUGGUCACCGACAACACCGGCGCCGUGCUGCGAAUAGUGGGCGGACCCUCGGCCGGCUUCGCUGACGGUCGUCUGGGCGAGUCCAAGUUCAACAGUCCCCAGGGGGUGGCUGUUGACGGAGACGUAAUAUAUGUGGCCGACACGGAGAACCACGCCAUCAGGAAGGUGGACCUGCAGGCUGACCGGGUGGAGACGGUGGCCGGCACCGGCAGUCAGGGAGAGGACCGGGAGGGCGGCGGCGCCGGGCCCUCCCAGCCUCUCUCCUCACCCUGGGACCUGUGCGUGCUCGGGGACCAGCUUUACAUCGCCAUGGCCGGGCAGCACCAGAUCUGGACCCUGUUCCUUCGCGACGGAACGCUGUUUGGAAAACGGCCGGUAUCCGCCGGCACCUGUCUGCGGCUGGCCGGCUCAGGUGACGAGGCCAACCGGAACAACUCGUACCCCCACCGAGCCGCGUUCGCCCAGCCGUCCGGCCUGUCUGCCGACCCGGAGAGCGGCCGGCUCUGGGUGGCAGAUAGCGAGAGCUCCAGCGUCAGACAAGUGGCGCUGGCGGACGGGGCCGUGAAGGCGGUGGUCGGUGGAGCCAAGGACCCCACGAAUCUGUUUGAGUACGGUGACGCGGACUCUGCUGCUGCCGGCGGCGUGGUGCUCCUUCAGCAUCCUCUAGGCGUGGCCUGGAGCGCCAAGGAGUCCGCUCUGUACGUGGCCGACACGUACAACCACAAGCUGAAGCGAGUGACGCAAGAGGGGAAGAAGUUCAGCUGUGUCACCGUGUCCGGUGGGGAGCGAGGGGACGAGACGGGGUCGAUCGCCGACGCCAGGUUCAACGAGCCUGGUGGUCUGAUGGUCGAUUCGUCUGGAGAUGUUCUCCUAGUAGCUGAUACCAACAACCACUGCAUCAAACGGGUAGACCUCACCACCGGCGCCGUCGAAAGGCUGGCCGUCCAAAUGGCGCGCGACUCACCGGACCGCGCGGUCCCGCCGGCGGCUGCGGAAGCCUCGGUCUCGGUCCGAUCGGCCGGUGGCGACAUCUCUGUUCGGCUCGAGCUACUACUGACUGACGUGUCGCUCACCGACGGCGCCCCGCACAGCUGGAAGCUGGACCAACUACCGACCGGCUGGACGGCUCCGUCCACCAGCGGCAGCCUGCCGCCCGGUCCCCUCUCACUCCAAGUGACGGCACCGUCGCUGCAGGCCGGCCAGGUGACGCUGCUGUCGCUCCAGCUGCGGCUCUUCCUGUGCUCUCCGGCCGGGAUGUGUUUCCCGCGGUCAGCGCGAUGUGAGGUGAGGGUGGAGGGGGACCCGACCGCGCAGCGGGGCGCCGAGGUCCGUCUGGUGGUAAAACUGGACUCGAAACAGCCGGGAGUGUGACAGGGCAACGACUGGCUGGGUCAGGUAGCACUGACGCUGGAUUGCGGAGCUGAUGAUAUGGACCUCUUUUUAGAGAACGACACACUUUUUACAGGACCAAUUCAUGUGUCUUCUGUGCUGUUAAAUGAUUAAAGUCUUAUUUAGAGCGGCCUGUCUAUCUAACGUGUAGUUAUUUCAGCUCCUGAUGCUUGUUAACUGCUCUCGUAGCUGUUCGUCGCUUGAUGGUAGGUGGCGUGGCGAUGGUCCUAUGUCGUCUUCCAUCACAUUGCAAUCAUUGCCAAUUUGAUCGUAAGUGUUCUGUACCUGAUCCUGGGAAUCAGCACAUCGCUACUCAUUAUGGCGGUGCCAAAUGAGAAAUGUCCUUUUCUAGCGCAUUGACUUGUCUGUUACUAAUUUUGAACAGCGCUUAUUUUUAUAACGUUCCCCGCUCGCUAACUCGACUGUGAUGAUUGCACUGUGUCUAGAUCGUGCCUUCCACUGAGCGUAUAUUUAACAAGAUGUCUGCUAGAAUACACAAAGCUGUAUAUCA
Molecule: messenger RNA, 2759 nt
Organism: Amphibalanus amphitrite
Lineage: Eukaryota; Metazoa; Arthropoda; Thecostraca; Balanomorpha; Balanidae
Product: NHL repeat-containing protein 2-like
Exons: 11
Coding region: 155-2230 (691 amino acids)
Molecular function (GO): protein binding
Source: RefSeq, a predicted model, not a curated record